AUGGUCUCUUUUAUUUCCUACAAAACCAAUCUCUGGCAGAUAAUUGAAUCGUACUGUGACUUACUAGAAUACAAUGGAGGUGGAUUUCGCCCUAGUAUGUGCCAAAGUAUAAACACUAACAUUGCAAAUCUGGUUUCCCACGUAUAUCUCAAAAUCACAGAGAUGUAAAGGCUUAUUAGAACGUUUCAAUCACAAUUUUAUCGGCAACCAACAGCCUGGACUAAUCAUUAUGCGGGAAAACGUCACACCUUCAAGAUACCAAACAGGAGGUGGUUGGUCGAUAACCAUUUGAUAAACGAACGGGAUGAAGGAUCUGUUAUUUUCGUGAAGAAAUUCGAGGUGUUUGUACCAACACAAAAUGUAACAGAACGCAUGGUGUGGGUUGAGGUGCGAAUUUACAUCACCUAAUGAAAAAAAUUACUUCACAGUUCCAGGAAAAAGUUUCGUCGUUGAGUACAUGGAGGAAACUGAUUCCUGCAGAAAAGAAAGCGAAGCUUUGACAAACCCUUAUGGCUCCAGUUUACCCAAGCUGUGUGCACUGAAUUGUGACGAAAACAACUGUCAGGAGCUUUUGCAAAAGACGGCUUUGUUCGCAUCAGUUUAUUUGCAAUGGCAUGUCAGUCCAGUUCCUGAUCCAGCAACGGUCGUGAAUCUAAAAGUUCAUCAAGGAUUUCCAUGA
Messenger RNA from Pocillopora meandrina, 679 nucleotides. The record is from the annotation of a GenBank genome assembly. Lineage: Eukaryota; Metazoa; Cnidaria; Anthozoa; Scleractinia; Pocilloporidae.